Molecule: messenger RNA, 1656 nt
Organism: Penicillium malachiteum
Lineage: Eukaryota; Fungi; Ascomycota; Eurotiomycetes; Eurotiales; Aspergillaceae
Gene: nfr1
Product: putative AIF-like mitochondrial oxidoreductase (Nfrl)
Exons: 3
Coding region: 1-1656 (551 amino acids)
Cellular component (GO): cytoplasm
Molecular function (GO): flavin adenine dinucleotide binding; oxidoreductase activity, acting on NAD(P)H; 2 iron, 2 sulfur cluster binding
Source: RefSeq, a predicted model, not a curated record
AUGGCUCAAGAGUAUAAACUCAAGGGUAUCACCUCGUUGAGUGAACUGAAAUCCUCUACUGAUAAAAUUGAGGUGGAUGUUGAAGGCAUUCCCGAUGGAAAGGUCCUGCUUGUCAAUCUCGACGGCAACAUCCACGCCCUGAGUCCACGAUGUACGCAUUAUGGCGCACCACUGAAGAAUGGUGUAGUGGCACCUGAUGGACGAAUUACUUGUCCUUGGCACGGAGCUUGCUUCAAUGUCACGACCGGAGAUGUCGAAGAUGCUCCUGCUCUCAACGCUCUGCAUAAAUAUGACGUCUUCGAGAAAGACGGCGCAGUCUACAUCAGUGCUGCAGAAGCCGAUAUCAAAUUUGCUCAGCGAGACCCAGUCUGGAAAUGCAGUCCUUCCAAAUCCGAGGAAAAGGUCGUUGUUGUAGGAGGUGGAAGUGGAGCAAUCGGCGUUGUCCAAUCCCUCCGCGAACUGAAAUACCCCGGUCAAAUCACCAUAAUCUCCACAGAGCCAGAAUAUGUUAUCGACCGUCCCAAGCUCUCCAAAGCCCUCAUUCCAGAUGCAUCAAAGAUUCUCUGGCGCCCCGCAGAAUGGUACACCGAGGCCGGAAUCGAGACCUUAGUCGACGAAGUCAAAGGCGUAGACUUCACUUCAAAGAGUCUCUCAACAGCCUCCGGUAAAACAAUCUCCUACACAAAACUUGUUCUCGCAACAGGCGGUGUUCCACGCACACUACCAUUGCCGGGUUUCAAGAAUAAUGAACUCAAAAACAUCUUCACCCUGCGUACUGUCGCAGAUGUAGCCGCCAUACUAGAUGCAGCAGGAACCACACGCAAGAAUAUCGUUGUAAUCGGCAGUUCCUUCAUCGGUAUGGAGGUUGGAAAUGCUCUUGCAGGCAAAGACCAUGCCGUAACAAUUGUCGGCAUGGAAAGUGCCCCAAUGGAACGAGUCAUGGGCGUGGAAGUUGGCCAGAUUUUCCAACGAAAUUUAGAGAAAUCAGGCGUGGUGUUUAAACUAUCUGCGGGUGUGGAAAAAGCUACUCCAUCUCAGGAGGGUACUGUCGGUGCUGUUCAUCUGAAGGAUGGGACCGUUCUUCCAGCUGAUCUCGUUGUUCUGGGCGUUGGUGUUCGUCCUGCGACGGAUUAUCUACAAGGGAACUCGGCUAUCUCCUUGCUGAAAGAUGGUUCUAUUGCUACGGAUGGACACUUCGUUGUCCCAGGAUUACGGGACUCCGUCUUUGCGGUGGGCGAUAUCGCGACGUACCCGUAUCAUGGACCUGGUGGCAAUGGUGCGCCGGUUAGGAUUGAACAUUGGAAUGUUGCGCAGAAUGCUGGCCGGGCUGUUGCGAGAGCGAUUGUUCAUGAGCGCAGAGCAGCGUUGACGUCUUUGGCGCCAAGACUGUUCAUUCCUAUCUUCUGGUCGGCCCUUGGUGCUCAAUUGCGCUACUGUGGAAACACGGUCAAUGGGUAUGAUGAUGUGGUUUUGCGCGGAGAGCCGGAGAACGGGAAGUUCGUUGCGUACUAUACGCUUGAUGAUGUGGUUGUGGCGGUUGCUACUAUGGGAGUGGAUCCUGUGAUGUCUCAGUCGGCGGAAUUGAUGAGGAGAGGAAAGAUGCCAGGUAAGAAGGAUAUCCUUGGAGGAUUGGAUGUGUUGCAGGUGAAGUCGUAA